Pseudomyrmex gracilis is the source of this 3273-nucleotide messenger RNA. RefSeq names its product octopamine receptor beta-3R-like. NCBI's taxonomy places the organism in Eukaryota, Metazoa, Arthropoda, Insecta, Hymenoptera, Formicidae. Gene Ontology annotation, cellular component: membrane. Bases 1719 to 2948 code for a protein of 409 amino acids. The record is from RefSeq and is a predicted model, not a curated record. Gene Ontology annotation, molecular function: octopamine receptor activity. Gene Ontology annotation, biological process: adenylate cyclase-activating adrenergic receptor signaling pathway. The transcript has 4 exons.
CAAAGAUCGAUCCGAGAACAUGUCGCGGAUUAGAGCAGAACCGGAGUUCUACAAUCGUGGUUCUAUCAGCGUAGUUUAAAAAAAAAGUGUAUCAUCAGUGUGGUUUGGAAAAAAAACUCUUCGAAAGAAAAUUGUAUAACACAAAGUUCUACACCGAGCGUUACCGCAUGUUUGUUCGCGACGAAACAUUUGAUGAACAUUUGAUCGAGAAAUAUCCCCACCCCUCUCUUUCCUCUCUUUUUCCAGUAGAAUAUUAAAAUCCUUAAAUGAUUACACAAGAACUGUAUCCGAGCGUAGAUACGAGAUUGUAUUUGCUCUACAUCGUAAUUAGUGCCGAUGAAGUAGAAUCGAAAUCGCGAGUGCAAACAUCGAUGCUUCGUUCCCAAAUAAAAAUCAAGAAUAUAGCUUUCAAACAAACAACAAACGUUUUAAUCUAAAAAAAAAAAAAAAAAAAAAAAAGGCGCGCCUAACAAUGUAAAAAUUGCAAAAAGCUUUCACCGUAAAAUGAUUCCCAUCCGUUUGGUUUUGGAGUGGCGGUCAUCGAUUUGAUGUUUUUUCACAAAGUGAAAAAAUUUCGAAUCAAUCUUUUGUUAAUGAACACUUAUCGAAACUUCGCCGCGAAGUUAAAUUAGUUGAGCGGAGAGGAUUGCCGUCAGAAAGACGUCAGUAUACUGUUUAACGGUACGCUCUUGGAAUCGGUUGCUACAAGUUUGUUUAGAUGCCGCAAUAUGUAACACAUAUUUGUGUGUGUGUGUGUUUCAUGCAUAAAUUACACACACACACACAGACAUGUGUACGAUAUUAUGUCACAUGACAAAUGCACAAAUAUUUUUAUUCGACAUCUUUCGCGAAAAAACUGUUGAAUGAAAUAUAUGCACGGAGAAUAUUUGACGAGAAACAAACCAAUUGUCAAUUCGAAACGAAAAUGACGUGUUAACGAUUUUUGAAUUUCGUUCGCGAAAGACAAAUCCGUUGAGACAAAGUGACGAAUAUAUUAAAGCGCACGAAUGUGUGCGUCCGUCAAAUGCGCAUACAUAUAUAUAUAUACAUAUAUAAUCGUGAACUAUAUUCUCGUCUCGCCCUAUUAUUGCACUAGCAAGCGCAUUAAAAUUUCACCGCUCUUUACGGGUGUUGGUACGAAACAUAGUAUCCAACUGUCACUGUGAGUUAGAUUCAUUUUCGAUGAAUAUUGCAACAUGUAAAUCCAGGCCUCUCUUGAACUUGCUCUACUGUCAACUUCUCCUCACCCUGACCCCGUCUUCGGUUUAAUGCGCUGUUCGCGUUUCCAUCCCGUCCCGGACAAAAGUUUAAAUACGCUCGCAAUAUAUACGGGCGGUUUAUUAUCGUUUGACGUCUCACACGAGAGACGAGAUGUCUCUACGAAGUAUUGUCGAGAGAUUCGAAGCGCAUUAUUUUCCGAAAGAGGGUGGGAGAGAAAGAGAGAGAGAGAGAGAGAGAGAGAGAGAGAGAGAGAGAGAGAGAAGCGGGAGUUGAAUUUGCAUACACAAACCAGCGCUCGAAAGUUUCAGAUUGGCCUGAGCAAUCCGAACAGUUUCGAACGCUUCUAAGUCGAGAUUGUUAUUUCAAGACGAGCGAAUAGUUAUCACGCGAUGAUGAUCUAUCGAGAGAGAAAGAUCGACGCGAAGAUCGACAAAUUCGAAGUCGAGGAAAAAUCGAUGGGACGUACAAUGUGAUAUCGCGACCGACGAUCUGAUGGGAUGGAAGUCAACGAGUCUACGUACGAGAGAAUAAACCGUCCGAUACUCAAGAUCAAUUUCUCCUCGAGUCUUGAGGAUCUUCCCGAACGUCAGCACAGCUUCGUCGAGUCGAAAACCGUCGUUUUGACCGUUCUCAAAGGUUUAGUCAUGAUCGGUAUUAUCGUCACAGCUCUGAUCGGCAACGCUCUCGUGAUCGCCAGCGUCAGAAGGCACCGAAAACUGCGAGUGCCCACAAAUCGGUACGUGGUAUCUUUGGCGAUGGCCGAUCUUCUGGUUGCGGUGUGCGCGAUGACGUUCAACGCUUCGGUCGAGCUUUCCGGGGGCAAAUGGCUGCUCGGGAGCUUCAUGUGCGACGUUUGGAACUCGAUGGACGUGUACUUUAGCACCGCGAGCAUUCUCCAUCUCUGUUGCAUCAGCGUCGAUCGGUAUUACGCGAUCAUCAAACCGCUCGAAUAUCCCGCAAUCAUGAGAACCGUGACCGUCACUGCCAUGCUGAGCAGCGCCUGGAUGCUGCCGGCUAUGAUAAGUUUCGUGCCAAUUUUCAUGGGCUGGUACACCACGCAGAUGCAUCUCAACUUUCGUCAGAAGAAUCCGCAGAUCUGCACGUUCGUGGUGAACCUGCCGUACGCGGUGGUCAGUUCCUGCGUGUCCUUCUGGAUUCCCGGCGUCGUGAUGAUUGUCAUGUACUACAAAAUCUACAAAGAGGCGAUCAGACAGAGAGCGGCUGUGAGUAGAGCGGGCAGCAGCACGGUGCUGAGCAAGAUUCACGCGCGACGAUCUUCUUCCGGGAGUUCCAGACAUAAUUCUAGAACAUCGCACCAACUGUUGCUACAGCAUCCGAGCGACGCCAGCAAUUACGAAAGACCGCUCUCUUGUAGAACCUCGGUGGCCGAGCUCAACGUUGAGAACGGCACCUCGAUACGACAGCAGACGAAAAGUUGGCGAGCCGAGCACAAAGCCGCGAGAACACUCGGUAUAAUCAUGGGGGCUUUUCUUCUGUGUUGGUUGCCAUUCUUCCUCUGGUAUCUGACGACGUCGUUAUGCGAGGCGUGUUAUUGUCCGGAUACCGUGGUGUCCGUGCUGUUUUGGAUAGGUUACUUUAACAGCGCUCUGAAUCCGCUUAUUUACGCGUACUUCAAUCGCGACUUUCGCGACGCUUUUAAGGACACGCUGAAGAGCGCUCUGCCCUGUUGCCCCGCUUGCUGGAAAACACCCUCGCAAUUUGUGUAGCGCAACAAAAUCUCGAAACGAAUUCCGCCCCCAUCGAAAAGCGAGUGCACUUUAUGUCUCCGACAAAGCCGACGAUUUAAAAAACAAAUUGGGUGAAAUGAAAUUUUGGUCAACAGAAAGAAAUGGAAGAGAUAGAGGAACUCUUUGCGAAUCGGAAAAUUUACGGCAAUGUCUGUUAGCGAGAGAAUUGUCGAGAGUGCAGUUCUGUAAAUUUGUUUCUCUAUUAGAGAAACCAACAAAAAUGUUAAUUAUUCGUAUAAAUCUGUUUUAUUUAAAAAAAAAAAAAAAAAAACAAGCUAACGCGAAGAAGAAACGAUAUCACGCG